AUCUAUGCUGUGGAAUAACUAUGGUAAUAAAUAUUGACAGAUAAGAACAAUUAUUGUAAUUAUUUAUUAAAAUCAAUUAAAAUGCAUUAUUUAUUUAUUUAUUAACUCGUUAAGAUGAGUUAAAUAUUAAAAACAUUAAGUAAACAAGUGACAGUGAAAGUUAUUUUUCAAUGCUAUAUGAAUUACAAGACAAACAAAUUACUUAAGCACCUGCUAUUCCAAAAUGGGACCUUCAGAAGAAGUCUGUUAUAGUCUAAUUAAAUGGUUGCAAGCUGUUGAAUCCAAAGGUAGUCGCUCAGUCGCAGAGCUAAGUGAUGGUGUAGCAAUGAUGAGAUUGUUAGUACAAAUAUCUCCAGAGAAUUUCAGCAAAUUAGAAGGAAAAGUCAAACAUGAUGUGGGGUCCAAUUGGAGGUUAAAAGUGAGCAAUUUAAAGAAGAUUGUCGAGAGCAUCUUAGAAUAUUAUCAAGAUAUCCUCAACUUGCAAGUUCUAGACAUUGGAAAACCUGACUUGAAUAAAAUUGCCGAGAAAAGUGAUUUAAUACAGUUGGGAAAACUUUUACGUUUAAUAUUAGGCUGUGCUGUCAAUUGUGAGCAAAAGCAACAAUACAUUACUCAGAUCAUGGAUCUAGAAGAAUCUGUACAACAGAGUAUUAUGCAAGCAAUUCAACAACUUGAAGAAGUUACAGGAAACACCGGAAGAUCAGGAUUAAGCUUUCUUAGUUUGGAAAGUGACACACGAAUAAUAAAAUUAAUGUCAGACCUUGAAUCAGCUAAUGAAAUUAAAGAUUCUUUGGCUCAACAAUGCCACAACUUAGAAACACAAGUUCAGUGCCUCAUUGAGGAAAAACAAACGUUACUAUCAGACAAUCAGAUGCUCUCUAAAAGAGUCAGAGAAUUAGAAACAACAGGAACAGUUAGGAGUCCUGAUAACAGGAGGCAACUAGACUUGUUAAAAGAAGAACUCUUCAAAGUUGAAACUGUUAAAGAUGAUUACAAAGCUAAAAUUUUAGAACAAGACAAGCAGAUUCUCAUACUUCAGGAGAAAGUAGGAGAAUUACAGCUUGUUGCUGAUACAGCAGCACGACUCAAAGAUGAAGUUGAUGCCUUAUCUGAAUCGGCAGACAAAUUGCAUGAGCUUGAAGUGACCAUUGCUUCUUAUAAAAAGAAGUUAGAAGAUUAUGGGGACAUCAAAAAGCAACUAAAAACUUUAGAAGAUAAGAAUGUUGAGUAUUACCAGCAAAAUUUAAAAUAUGAAGAAGAAUUGAAGAGCACCAGCUUCUGGAAAAACCAGUGCGAAAUUUAUAAAGGUCAAAUUGCUGAACUUCAACAGAAACUAGAUGAAGAAGUUCAACGCUCUGAUAAAGCCCUAUUUCAACUUAAAAAUGUCGAAACAAAGCUGAAUGCUUUGCAAGGAGAAAAAUCAAGAUUGGCACAAGAGCGGGACGCUCUUCGUGAAGAAAACGAGGAACUGAAAAUGGGAACAGGAGAAAGCUCGGUAAGCGGUGCUGAUGUUGCCCGAGAACUUGCGCCUGCCGAAAUGAAGGAAAGGCUACGGUUUUUGGAAAGAGAAAAUGCAACAUUAAGAGCCUUAACCCAAGAAGCCGCUGCAAAAAAAACCUUACUGGACGAUGCCCAAAACCGCAUCGAGAAAUUGACCGAGCAGAACCGCAAUAUUAAUCAAAAAGUACUAGAAUUAGAAGAGCAACUCCAAGAACAGCGGAAAUCUUCUCCAACAGAUCAAAGCCCGUUACAAUCUGAAAUUGUAGUUAAAGAGCAAAAACAAAAAAUUGCAAGCCUUCAAGAAGCAUUAUCUGUAAAAGAGAGCGAUCUCCAAACACUUCAAGCUAAAUAUACUAAGUAUGUAGAAAAGGCCAAGGAAGUGGUUCAAAAUAUGGAACAUAAAUCGAACGGUAGCCUUCGUUCUAUACAACACGGUAGUAUGAAGGAAAGCGAAGAGAAGUUCCUCGUUAGUGCCUUUCAUAAAAUGAGCAUGUUAUGUCACAAAGAGGCUGUGGAUGAACGGUUAGCAUUGUUGAGUGCUGGCCAGGGUCAAUCGUUUCUAAGCAGACAGAGAGCACCAAUACCAAGGAAACCAGUCCAUUCGUUUAAGUCAAAGAAUGUUACAUUGAAAUGUCUGACGGAAAUCGCUGGUGUUACUGUAAGUAAUUACGACGAAAUGUUUGUGACACUGUUCAGUCAAACCAUGGCCCAACUGGAGGUGAUGUUGCCCUCUCAAAUAGACAUUAGAAGCGCCUACGCUAUGGGCCAAGACCAAGAGCAAAACUUUAUACAGAAUUUGGCCAUGUUCCUGUGCACGUUCCUUAAAGAACAUGGCAAUUUAGCUGAACAGAACGAACCCUUGUUAAAGAACGCUCUACACUACUUGCUGCUCAUUUCUGCUGUGGACGAAGUAGAAAUAUUCAAAAUUUGUUUAGAAUAUUGGAACGUGCUGACGGGUGAGUUGUAUAGAGAAGUUCCGUAUGGGGGCGCGCAGCCUAUAUUCUUCGGAGGAACUCGCAGGGCCUUGUAUCAAGAUUGCCUGAAACGCCUGCGUUAUAUAAUGAUCUCUCGAAUGGCUAAGCCCGAAGAAGUUCUAGUUGUGGAAAACGACAACGGCGAAGUGGUUCGCGAGUUCAUGAAGGACACGGACUCUAUAAAUUUGUACAAGAGCAUGCGCGAAACUCUUGUAUAUCUCACCCACUUGGACUAUGUCGACACUUUACGUAUAAUGACAGAGAAGCUGCAGAAUCAAGUGAACGGCUCCGAAUGGUCCUGGAAGAAUCUGAACACUUUGUGCUGGGCUAUCGGGAGCAUUUCGGGGGCUAUGCACGAAGAAGACGAGAAACGUUUUCUUGUAACUGUAAUUAAAGAUCUCCUGGGACUUUGCGAGCAAAAACGAAAUAAGGACAACAAAGCGAUAAUCGCGUCGAAUAUAAUGUACGUUGUGGGGCAGUAUCCGCGCUUCUUACGCGCUCAUUGGAAAUUUCUGAAAACGGUCGUUAAUAAGUUGUUUGAGUUCAUGCACGAAACGCACGAUGGAGUGCAGGACAUGGCCUGUGACACAUUCAUUAAGAUUGCCCUUAAAUGUCGCAGGCACUUUGUAACAACGCAAAUCGGCGAGACGUGCCCCUUCAUCGAAGAUAUUCUGGCCUCGAUAUCGACGAUAAUCUGCGACCUGCAGACGCAACAAGUUCAUACCUUCUACGAAGCCGUCGGUUAUAUGAUCUCCGCGCAGGUUGACACUGCUGCCCAAGAAGCACUGAUUGAGAAAUACAUGUUGCUUCCUAACCAGGUAUGGGAUGAUAUAAUAUCUCAAGCAAGCAAAAAUGUAGACGUUCUUAAGGAAAUUGACGUUGUCAAACAGCUAGGUAGUAUUUUGAAGACCAAUGUAAGAGCCUGCAAAGCCCUCAACCAUGCUUAUGUGGUCCAGCUGGGGAGAAUAUACCUCGACAUGUUAAAUGUGUAUAAGGUCAUGUCCGGGAACAUAACUGCAGCAAUAGCGCUGAAUGGGGAGCAAGUUACAAAACAGCCCCUGAUCAAGAGCAUGAGGGUUGUCAAGAAAGAAACGUUGAAGUUAAUCUCGGAUUGGAUAAUGAGAUCGAAUGAUCAUGUUAUGGUGCUCGAAAAUUUCAUUCCGCCCCUCCUGGACGCUGUACUUCUGGACUACCAGAGGACGGCCGUUCCAUCGGCGAGAGAACCGGAAGUUCUUAGUGCCAUGGCCACUAUUGUCAACAAACUCGAGGAUGAUAUCACAUCAGAGAUCCCAAAAAUUUUCGACGCCGUGUUCGAGUGUACGCUGGCAAUGAUAAACAAAGACUUUGAGGAGUACCCAGAACACAGGACCAACUUUUUCCUACUCUUACAAGCAGUCAACAACUACUGCUUCCCCGCCUUCCUAAGCAUACCGCCGGCCCAGUUCAAGCUCGUUCUGGACAGCAUUAUCUGGGCAUUCAAACAUACAAUGCGUAACGUGGCCGACACCGGCCUCCAGAUCCUCCAACGACUCCUGCAGAAUUUCGAAUUGAACGGACAGCCAGCCUCGAGUUUUUACCAGACAUAUCUCACGGAUAUCUUACAACACAUCUUCUCUGUUGUGACCGAUUCGUCGCACACGGCGAGCCUAUCAAUGCACGCGAAUAUUCUGGCGAUGAUCUUUAUGCUAGUGGAUACGGGAAGGAUCAGGUGUCAACUAGGACCGACGCCAGACAACGUCUUGUACCUGCAGGAAUUUACCGGAUCGCUUCUAAGGUCCGCAUUCCCUCAUCUAACCGACAACCAAAUCAAAAUCACGGUCCAAGGAUUCUUCUCGCUUCACCAAGACAUACCCGCAUUUAAGGAGCAUUUGAGAGACUUCCUGGUGCAAAUAAGAAGACAAACAAAUUACUUAAGCACCUGCUAUUCCAAAAUGGGACCUUCAGAAGAAGUCUGUUAUAGUCUAAUUAAAUGGUUGCAAGCUGUUGAAUCCAAAGGUAGUCGCUCAGUCGCAGAGCUAAGUGAUGGUGUAGCAAUGAUGAGAUUGUUAGUACAAAUAUCUCCAGAGAAUUUCAGCAAAUUAGAAGGAAAAGUCAAACAUGAUGUGGGGUCCAAUUGGAGGUUAAAAGUGAGCAAUUUAAAGAAGAUUGUCGAGAGCAUCUUAGAAUAUUAUCAAGAUAUCCUCAACUUGCAAGUUCUAGACAUUGGAAAACCUGACUUGAAUAAAAUUGCCGAGAAAAGUGAUUUAAUACAGUUGGGAAAACUUUUACGUUUAAUAUUAGGCUGUGCUGUCAAUUGUGAGCAAAAGCAACAAUACAUUACUCAGAUCAUGGAUCUAGAAGAAUCUGUACAACAGAGUAUUAUGCAAGCAAUUCAACAACUUGAAGAAGUUACAGGAAACACCGGAAGAUCAGGAUUAAGCUUUCUUAGUUUGGAAAGUGACACACGAAUAAUAAAAUUAAUGUCAGACCUUGAAUCAGCUAAUGAAAUUAAAGAUUCUUUGGCUCAACAAUGCCACAACUUAGAAACACAAGUUCAGUGCCUCAUUGAGGAAAAACAAACGUUACUAUCAGACAAUCAGAUGCUCUCUAAAAGAGUCAGAGAAUUAGAAACAACAGGAACAGUUAGGAGUCCUGAUAACAGGAGGCAACUAGACUUGUUAAAAGAAGAACUCUUCAAAGUUGAAACUGUUAAAGAUGAUUACAAAGCUAAAAUUUUAGAACAAGACAAGCAGAUUCUCAUACUUCAGGAGAAAGUAGGAGAAUUACAGCUUGUUGCUGAUACAGCAGCACGACUCAAAGAUGAAGUUGAUGCCUUAUCUGAAUCGGCAGACAAAUUGCAUGAGCUUGAAGUGACCAUUGCUUCUUAUAAAAAGAAGUUAGAAGAUUAUGGGGACAUCAAAAAGCAACUAAAAACUUUAGAAGAUAAGAAUGUUGAGUAUUACCAGCAAAAUUUAAAAUAUGAAGAAGAAUUGAAGAGCACCAGCUUCUGGAAAAACCAGUGCGAAAUUUAUAAAGGUCAAAUUGCUGAACUUCAACAGAAACUAGAUGAAGAAGUUCAACGCUCUGAUAAAGCCCUAUUUCAACUUAAAAAUGUCGAAACAAAGCUGAAUGCUUUGCAAGGAGAAAAAUCAAGAUUGGCACAAGAGCGGGACGCUCUUCGUGAAGAAAACGAGGAACUGAAAAUGGGAACAGGAGAAAGCUCGGUAAGCGGUGCUGAUGUUGCCCGAGAACUUGCGCCUGCCGAAAUGAAGGAAAGGCUACGGUUUUUGGAAAGAGAAAAUGCAACAUUAAGAGCCUUAACCCAAGAAGCCGCUGCAAAAAAAACCUUACUGGACGAUGCCCAAAACCGCAUCGAGAAAUUGACCGAGCAGAACCGCAAUAUUAAUCAAAAAGUACUAGAAUUAGAAGAGCAACUCCAAGAACAGCGGAAAUCUUCUCCAACAGAUCAAAGCCCGUUACAAUCUGAAAUUGUAGUUAAAGAGCAAAAACAAAAAAUUGCAAGCCUUCAAGAAGCAUUAUCUGUAAAAGAGAGCGAUCUCCAAACACUUCAAGCUAAAUAUACUAAGUAUGUAGAAAAGGCCAAGGAAGUGGUUCAAAAUAUGGAACAUAAAUCGAACGGUAGCCUUCGUUCUAUACAACACGGUAGUAUGAAGGAAAGCGAAGAGAAGUUCCUCGUUAGUGCCUUUCAUAAAAUGAGCAUGUUAUGUCACAAAGAGGCUGUGGAUGAACGGUUAGCAUUGUUGAGUGCUGGCCAGGGUCAAUCGUUUCUAAGCAGACAGAGAGCACCAAUACCAAGGAAACCAGUCCAUUCGUUUAAGUCAAAGUAGAACUUUCAAUAUUAUUGGAUUUUUUAAUNCUUUU
Messenger RNA from Agrilus planipennis (emerald ash borer), 6335 nucleotides. RefSeq lists its product as uncharacterized. Bases 224 to 6301 code for a protein of 2025 amino acids. NCBI's taxonomy places the organism in Eukaryota, Metazoa, Arthropoda, Insecta, Coleoptera, Buprestidae. Gene Ontology annotation, molecular function: microtubule binding; nuclear export signal receptor activity. Gene Ontology annotation, cellular component: nucleus; cytoplasm. The record is from RefSeq and is a predicted model, not a curated record. Gene Ontology annotation, biological process: ribosomal small subunit export from nucleus; cytoplasmic microtubule organization; cytoskeleton-dependent intracellular transport. The transcript is spliced from 8 exons.